Messenger RNA from Phaeodactylum tricornutum CCAP 1055/1, 1368 nucleotides. RefSeq lists its product with no specific name. The record is from RefSeq and is a predicted model, not a curated record. The transcript has a single exon. The coding region runs from base 230 to 1342 and encodes 370 amino acids. Gene Ontology annotation, cellular component: membrane; Golgi apparatus. Gene Ontology annotation, molecular function: small GTPase binding. NCBI's taxonomy places the organism in Eukaryota, Bacillariophyta, Bacillariophyceae, Surirellales, Neidiaceae. Gene Ontology annotation, biological process: vesicle-mediated transport.
UGACGGUUGUUUGGUCUGGAAACGUAGAGGACAACUUGCACUUACAGUAAACUGUUACAAAGCCUUUGCUGGAUCGUUGGAUUCCGUUGCUCGUACGAAUUUCGGUAUUCGACUCCCCUGUUUCGAAGAAACCUGAGCUUUUGGUAUCGAGACCUACCGCUUGCUCCUCGUGCGUAUUCCGAAAUACCCUGGCAAGGAAAUUAAGCGUGUCAUUGUCAACAAGCAACACAUGAUGAACUCUGCGUACGACGACGAGGACGACGACGGCGGGUUUGGACCGAAUCCCUUUCGUGUCAACCAUAACGAUCUAUUGGAUAUACCGUUGCCGAAUCCCACUCCUCAACAACAACCACAACAACAGUACGCGGCGUCCAAUGUCAUGUUGAAUCAGCCGUUGAAUCAACCGGAUCCUCAGUCGGGAAUGACGGGUUCCUUUCAGUUGCCCCCUGCCUCUCCACCGUACCAUCCGCCGCAAAACGUACAACAAGCACAACAAAACCAGCAACAGCACUUUCUACCGGGAAGUCCUUCGCAACUCCGAGGAGCCAUGGAUCAGCAAGCACUCCCCGGUAGUCGCAAAGCUCCGUACGGUGGAACGGACGAAAUCGCCUCCACGCCCACGUCCUUGCUCAGUUGGCGUUCCUGUGUCAAGUGCGUUCGUUUGGAUUCCUACGUACAGUACUUUGAUAUGGACACUCGGGACAUUUUGCUCCGUCUCAAAGCCUCCGUCACCACCUUUUGGCAACCCGAUCAAUUCCGUACCGCCGUGUUGGGAGAUCCAUCCACGGCCGACGAAAACGAUCUUUCCAACUUGAAAGGCCCGGAUUUGUACGGACCUCUUUGGGUGAGCAUGACUUUGAUUUUCGUUUUGGCCGUCACCAGCAACCUCUCGGCAUAUUUGCAUCACUGGCAAAAGGUAAAGCGCGCGGACGAUGCUACCCAAGUGGACGCUUUUGAAUUCGACAUUCGCCAUCUCGUGCGCGCCUCCAGUGUCGUCAUGACCAUGACCGUGGGUGUCCCCACGGUGCUCUUCUUGGCCUGCGUUUGUGUCGGCAUGUCGGGCAUUCCGUGGGCUCUCUGGGUCUGUUGCUACGGAUACGCCCAGGUCCCCUUUUUGUUGGCCGCGGCCGUUGUCUGGGUUUGGCCGCACGAAAUCUGGGAAUGGAGUGUGCUGCUUGCCGCCAUGGUUGUAUCCGGAACGCUUGUGCUGCGAAAUAUGAGUACACCGUUACUCAGUCAAGACGUGUCCGCUAGUCAAUCCAAGGCGGCGCCGAUCGCCAUUGCGAUAUUGGCGUGUCACGUCAUCUACGCCGGGGUCUUGAAAGUGUCGUUUUACGAAUGAGUACGGCGUAUUUAUGAAAUAGUUGG